AUGUCUGCAACUUCUGCCUUGAAUAUCCCUCCUUCAAAGUCGACGGUCUCUGUUUCCAUCAUCGACACAACCCUCAAUGGCGACCUUCCCACGGCACCCUUCAUGGGCCCUACCAUGAACGGCUUCGAGAGGUGGUACGGCGUAGGCUACGCAUUUCUGGUGACGCACCAGGACUCUGCUGGAAAGAUUAGACGCGUAGUGUUCGAUCUCGGUCUGCCGAAAGACUGGGACAAUGACUUCUCUCCAGCUGUAUUGGAGAUGGGGAAGAACUUGGAUGGCACGAUGGUUGCCCAAAAAUACGUUUCCGAAAUUUUGACCGAGGGCGGUCUUGACUUGAGGGAGAUUGAGGCGCUCUUCUGGAGGCACGCCUAUUUCCCUGGCUACCCAACCAUCCCAGACGCACCCGUCCUCGCUCGCGAGUUCGAGGGCCGCGAAGUGCGUGAACUAGACUUUGCUUCCACUCAGAUUGAAAUCGGGGGGCUCAAGGCGCUGGAUUACUUCAACGACGGGAGUUUCUACCUCCUCUCGGCGCCGGGCCACGCUAUUGGGCACAUCAACGCCCUGGCUCGUACGACGGAGGAUAGUUUCAUGUACUUUGCAGGCGACUCCUUCCACCACAGCUCCGUCCUGAGACCGCACGGCGGCGCGACGCUACCAGAGGAAAUACAGCUGCCGGGCCACAGUUGCUGUCCCGGACGGGCGUUUCACGCAGUCCACCCCGUGGCUGGUAACUCUGCCGCCCUGGGGCCCUACAGCAAGGUCCUAGGGGAGGCGGGGAGCGACGCGAAUGGGAUCCCGUUUCAUGCGCUGCCUGAGGGUGGGAUAUUCAUGGAUUUGGAGGCUUCGAGGGAGACGGUGCGUGCUAUUCAGAGGUUUGAUGCGAGUCCGGAUGUGUUUGUUGUGGCGUCGCAUGAUAGUAGUUUGGUUGGCGUUGUGGAGGUUUUCCCGGCGGAUGGGAGUGAGUGGAGGGCGAAGGGGUGGAAGGAGGGUGGAAAGUGGGUAUUUCUGAAGGAUUUUGAGAAGGCGGUUGAGAUGGCUAACUCUAACGAGAAGUUGCGAGGGUGA
This is a messenger RNA of Colletotrichum abscissum, 1065 nucleotides long. Its product is annotated as metallo-beta-lactamase superfamily protein. Lineage: Eukaryota; Fungi; Ascomycota; Sordariomycetes; Glomerellales; Glomerellaceae. The record is from RefSeq and is a predicted model, not a curated record. The coding region runs from base 1 to 1065 and encodes 354 amino acids. The transcript is spliced from 2 exons.